AAAACGGAUCUUCCGUCAGGUCUAAACGGAAGUAGGUACGUGGCUGCUUCAGCUGACAGUCUACAAUGAUGGCGACAGAGGUUCAGAGCGGCGACCUCGACAGCGCUACGACCAGCCGGCUCGAAGUUUCCAUCGACGGCCUCACCCUUAGCCCGGACCCCGAGGGCGAGCAGAACCAGGUAGAAGAACCGAAUCUCGCUCCCACUCAACCUGGGACAGAUACACCGGCGGACGAAGAGGGCGACGAUGGAGAGUCAGGCAAAUCUGCGAUAGAGAGGAAAUGGGGCUUUCCUUUACUGGAGCUGUACGGACUGGCCCUUAAAUUUUUUAAAGAUAAAGAUGGCAAGGCCUUCCAUCCUACAUAUGAGGAGAAGCUUCGGCUUGUGGCCCUUCACAAACAGGUGUUGCUGGGCCCUUAUAAUCCCGAUGCUUCCCCAGAAGUUGGCUUCUUUGACGUCCUGGGAAACGAUCGAAGGAAGGAGUGGGCCUCACUAGGUAAUAUGGAGAAAGAAGAGGCCAUGGUGGAGUUUGUCAAGCUUCUCAAUAAAUGCUGUAACCUCUUUGCUCCUUACGUCAUAUCGCACAGGAUUGAAAGGGAGGAGCAGGAGCGGAAAAGGAAAGAAGAGGAGGAGCGACUGAGGCAAGAAGAGGAAGAGAGAGAGCGGCAAAGGCAGGAGGAGGAGAGACGGAGACUUGAGGAGGAGGAAAGGUUGAGAAGAGAGGAAGAGGAGAGGAGACAAGCAGAGGAGGAGAGGCUGCGGAUAGAGCAGCAGAAACAACAGAUAAUGGCGGCACUGAACGCCCAGACAGCAGUGCAGUUCCAACAGUACGCGGCGCAGCAGUACCCCAACAACCCAGAGCAACAGAUGAGCCUUAUCCGCCAGCUCCAGGAGCAGCACUAUCAGCAGUACAUGCAGCAGCUCUACCAGGUCCAGCUGGCUCAGCAGCAGGCGGCCUUACAGAAACAACAGCAGCAGAAUGAUUCGUUGAUGCACAGCUCCUUGGAUGCUAACAGCUUUAACAGCGGCGAUGUGACCUCCGCCUCAGCAGCUGGGACGUUAUGUGGUGCUUCACCACUUUCCAGUGAGGAAGCUCCUACGGUCAAUGGAGGCCAGUCGGACUCUUAUUCGGAGAGCAUGGACAGGGAGCAGGAGCCAGAGCCGGCAGAGGAGGUCUCAGAGAACGGGCCUUUAUUAGCAGACUCCCCACCAGUCAUCGCUGCACCAUCGAUGUGGACGCGACCGCAGAUCAAGGACUUCAAGGAGAAGAUCCGUCAGGAUCCUGACAGUGUGAUCACGGUGGGGCGUGGCGAGGUUGUGACGGUGCGCGUCCCCACCCAUGAGGAAGGAUCUUACCUGUUCUGGGAGUUUGCAACAGACUAUUAUGACAUUGGCUUUGGGGUGUUCUUCGAGUGGACAGACGCUGCCUCUGCUUCAGUCAGUGUGCACGUGUCGGAGUCCAGCGACGAAGACGAUGAUGAUGAAGGUGAUCCUCCCACUGAGGGGGAGAAGGCAAAGAAGGAGGCAGGGAAGCCUCACGUGGAUGAGAUUGUGCCGGUUUACCGGCGGGACUGUCAUGAGGAAGUGUACGCCGGCAGCCACCAGUACCCUGGCCGUGGAGUCUACCUGCUAAAGUUUGACAACUCCUAUUCCCUUUGGCGCUCCAAGAGUGUUUACUACAGAGUCUACUACACCAGAUAAGCCUGACUAAAGACACAGGGAGAGUGUUUGUUCAUAUUUUGUGUGUGUAGGUGGAGAUGUAUGUAAAAGGCAGGCUGUAUCUGUGUACGAAGGACUAAUUGAACCGUUAUGGAGGAAUAAAACCACCAGGGGGAGGCAGAGAGACACAUCGGGAGCCCUUAAACUGGAGAUUUCACUGAUGUAUUCUGUUUGUGCUGGCCUGAAACAAGUUCCAACCAUGCUACACAUCUUGUUUGAGCCUUUUUGGGGAAAAAAGAGUGUGCAUUCCUGUUGUAAAUUCACUAACUGACCUUGCUGCACUUGCAUACGCAAAGCUGUAGGAGUGUCCUCUAAACUUGUGUUUCACCACUUUCCCCCUCUGCCACCCUGGACUCCUCCUUCUCCUGCUGACCACACCGGCCCAGGACUUCCCAGCGUGGCCUUGUGUGACUGACGCCCUUAAAAACGAAUGGAAACUCGGCAUGUCCAACACUGUGAGCCGACUUUUCCUGUUUGUCGGAAAUAGUGGUCAUGUGUCCCCCUCAGCCCCCUUUGAGAACACAGAUGAUUCUGGAACUCCAGCGAUACUGCGAAAUGUGCUUCAUAACACUAUGCCUUUUCCAGAGACCCUCUGGUUCGCUUAAAUACCACAUUAAAAUCAUCAGUGUACACAAACAUAGUCACUGUUUUUGUUGUGAAACCAUAAUGUGUUCUGUUCCAUGGUUACUAAGCUUAAGUAAAGUCCAGGGAGGAUCGUUUAGCUAAGGCAGAAGAGUUUUCAGAUUACUGCUUCUUGUACAUUUUUUUUUAUCUUCAUAACUUGAUUCUGUAUGACAGGCAUAUUGCAACAGCAGUACAUUUUCUUUAAUGGAGACUGCUGGCCUAAUUUAUGAAGGACAAGUGAUAAAACAGUAUGUUCACCUGAAGUGUCAGCCUCUUCGGCUUGUGAACUAAUUCAUCUAAAUACAAGGUGCAGAAAAAACUUUAAAGUCCAGUUACUUCUAAAUGCAGUUUUUUAUUUUCAGGCAGCUGUUUCCUCUCUCCUUUUCCACAAUGGGUCCUGCGUCUGACUAAACUAAAACACAAAUCCCUUAAAAAUCACUUUAAAUGAGAUGGUGUCAAUAUUACUUGAGAGAGUUGUGUUUGACUCCAUUGUAGGUAAUCUGUAGCCCGAGCAACAAUCCAAGUUCCUUCAGGUCACGACACUUAUGUUACAUCUGCGCAGAAAUCGGUGUUGCAUAAAUGCUGUUCCUUUUCUACUCUUCCUGGUGUGGAUUCCCUCACAUGCGCACCGAUCUUCAUCUCUCGUGUUUGGAAUAAAAGUGAGAUGACUGGCUUGUGUUCUGCAUUCAAAUUCAUCUCCAUUUAUGCAUCCACAUGUUUUUUGUGUCUGCUGAAUUGUGCUCUCAACGUUUGUUUAAACUUGGGGUUUGUUAAAUGGCUGAAGGAAAAGGGUUCUUUCUUUUUUGGCUUUAUCACACUGUGCAUUGUGUGUGUGUGUUUAUCCAAAGGCAAAUAAGGGUUUGUUCACGAGUUUCCAGUAAUUUAAUAUGCCUGACUCUAAUGCAGUUAGUGAAUUGUGGAUCAAAUUGUCACUACAUAUGGCUCAGUCAACGCCAUUCCUGUACCUACAGAUGUGUUUCUGUCGAGUUUCUUAUUUCUAACAAGUUUGGUUUUAUGUGGUCAAGCCUUGUCUGUAAAUAAUUAAAUGAAUGGGUUUAUGUGUGGGGGUUUAAGACUUGGAGGAAGGCGAUGGUUUUGGAAAUCAAUGCACUGUACUAUAAGGUGAAUGAGAGUUUCAUUUUGCCCAAUGACUUGUUAAAAGGACAAAGGUAUAAGACUAUUGGUAUGACUGAGAAGCUCAUCUUCUUUACUUUAAAGUUUUAGGUUUUGUUUUUUGAAUUCAUAAGUUGCAAAAUCAUUUUGGGCAUAUAUUUAAUCUUGAUUAAACUUCAUCUUCUGAC
Messenger RNA from Gambusia affinis (western mosquitofish), 3643 nucleotides. RefSeq names its product acyl-Coenzyme A binding domain containing 3 (gene acbd3). Gene Ontology annotation, cellular component: Golgi membrane. Gene Ontology annotation, molecular function: fatty-acyl-CoA binding. Bases 66 to 1700 code for a protein of 544 amino acids. The transcript has 8 exons. The record is from RefSeq and is a predicted model, not a curated record. NCBI's taxonomy places the organism in Eukaryota, Metazoa, Chordata, Actinopteri, Cyprinodontiformes, Poeciliidae.